Molecule: messenger RNA, 2812 nt
Organism: Alosa sapidissima (American shad)
Lineage: Eukaryota; Metazoa; Chordata; Actinopteri; Clupeiformes; Clupeidae
Gene: mta1
Product: metastasis associated 1
Exons: 17
Coding region: 16-1977 (653 amino acids)
Biological process (GO): response to ionizing radiation; double-strand break repair; negative regulation of transcription by RNA polymerase II
Cellular component (GO): NuRD complex; nucleoplasm
Molecular function (GO): transcription corepressor activity; transcription coactivator activity; sequence-specific DNA binding
Source: RefSeq, a predicted model, not a curated record
CUGUAAUAUCUCUAAAUGUGUGUGUGUGUUUUCCUCGUAGAUUAUGUGUACUUUGAAAACUCCUCCAGCAACCCCUUGCUCAUUAGGCGAAUAGAAGAACUGAAUAAGACAGCGAAUGGGAAUGUGGAGGCCAAGGUAGUGUGUUUCUACAGACGCAGGGACAUCUCCAGCACACUGAUUGCCUUGGCUGACAAACAUGCACGAGAGAUGGAGGAGGAGAUGGAGAACCCCGAGAUCCUGGACCUGCCUGAGAAGCAAAAGCACCAGCUCCGCCACCGAGAGCUCUUCCUGUCUCGCCAGCUGGAGUCACUGCCUGCCACACACAUCAGGGGAAAGUGCUGUGUCACACUCCUAAAUGAGACUGAGGCGCUUAAAUCCUACUUGGAACGGGAGGAUGCCUUCUUCUACUCCCUGGUGUAUGAUCCCCAGCAGAAGACCCUGCUGGCUGAUAAAGGGGAGAUCCGCGUUGGAAACAAGUAUCAGGCGGACAUCACUGACCUCCUGGCCGAGGGGGAAGAGGACGGCAGAGACCUGUCCAAACUGGAGGAGAAGAUCUGGGACCCGAGCAGUUUGCUCACAGAGAAACAGAUCGACCAGUUUUUAGUGGUGGCACGGUCUGUCGGUACGUUUGCGAGGGCCCUGGACUGCAGCAGCUCCGUGCGGCAACCCAGCCUCCACAUGAGCGCGGCCGCCGCCUCCAGGGACAUCACACUGUUCCAUGCCAUGGACACGCUGCACAAGAACGGCUACGACAUGACGCGGGCCAUCGCAGCGCUGGUGCCCCAGGGCGGGCCCGUGCUCUGUCGGGACGAGAUGGAGGAGUGGAGCGCCUCGGAGGCCAACCUCUUCGAGGAGGCGCUGGAGAAAUACGGCAAAGACUUCGCCGACAUCCAGCAGGACUUUCUGCCUUGGAAGUCCUUGACCAGUAUUAUUGAGUAUUACUACAUGUGGAAAACCACAGACAGAUAUGUCCAACAGAAACGGUUAAAAGCAGCCGAGGCCGAGAGCAAACUGAAGCAGGUCUACAUCCCCAACUAUAACAAGCCCAACCCUAACCAGCUGAGCUCCAACAGCAUGAAGCUGUCUGGCCUGGUGAAUGGCGGCGGGGCAGCAGGAGCUCCAGCAGGGGCUCCGGCGGCAGCAGCGGCGGCGGCAGCAGCAGCGGGGGUUCCGGCCGUGGCGCCCGGGCCCGGGGGAGCAGCAGCAGCAGCAGCAGCAGCAGCAGCAGCAGUGGUCCCGGGUCAGCCAGCAGUGCUGGGCCGCGCCUGCGAGAGCUGCUACACCACCACCUCGUAUCAGUGGUACUCGUGGGGUCCUCCCAACAUGCAGUGUCGGCUUUGCGCCUCCUGCUGGACGUACUGGAAGAAGUACGGCGGUCUGAAGAUGCCCACACGCCUGGACGGGGAGAGGCCGGGACCCAACCGCAACAACCUGAGUGGCCAUAACCUGCCGGUUAGGCACGGCGGCAGCCCCAAAUUUGCGGUGAAGACGAGGCAGGCCUUCUACCUGCACGCGACCCACCUGACCCGCGCUGCCCGCCGCGUCUGCCAGGACCUGCUGCGCUCCCAAUUCCUGGGCCGGCACCCCUACAACCCCGUCAACGCGGCCGCCAUCAAGGCUGAGUGUGUGGUACGGUUGCCAGAAAUUCCCAAAAAGCUGCAGCCACUCAAACCGUUGGUGAGGAAGCCUCUGGAAUCGGUGGUUAGAUAUCUGGAGGCCCACCCGUGUCCCCCAAAACCAGAGGGCCAGCGCACUGCCACCAUCACCACCAGCAGCAUGACGCCCAUCAAGUCCUCGCCCAUCCUCAACAACGGCUCACCCACCAUCCUGGGCAAGCGCAACUACGAGCAGCACAACGGCCUGGAGGGCACCAAACCCAAAGCGCUCACCCCUCAGUGGGACAUCAUGUCCAAGCGUGUGUGUGAGCCGGGCAGGACUGCUCCCCCCCUGCAGGACCAGGUUCAUGAGCUCGACUGACGACCCCAACCCCCCAACCCCUUCACCCUUCAAGGUGACCGCUGCACCAUACUGCACAGAGACAAGGCCUCAGACAGGAGGCGGCUGAGGGAAGAUGACGUCCACAGUGUUUGACCACCAGCCAGCCUGCACUGUCCACUCUGCCAGUCACUGAGCCCGAGCCUUGCAGGAACCGACCAAUCGUCUUACCGGGUUAUAGGCUUCAACCUAUCUGAGGGCUCGGCUGUCUGUACAGGACUGUUUAAUCACCAUUAUUAUUAUUGUUGUUGUUGUUAUUGUUUAUUAUUAUUAUUAUUAUUAUUAUUAUUAUUAUUAUUAUUAUGACAAUGUCUGCCAUUGUAAUAUUAUUCUUGUUCUUUUUUUUUAUCAGCUGUAAUCAUAUGCUUAUCAGUUUAUUGUUGGAAAAAAAAAGAAAUUGAAGGAAUGCAAAAAAAAACAACAACAAAAAACAUAAAGCCCAUUGAGGCCCGAGAGAACUCCAGGGCCACCUGCAUCAGUUUUGCCCUGUUUUUUUUUUCGGUUCUUAUUUUUCCCCUGUUUUCCGAACUGUAAAAAUGAAAGACAAAAACAUGAAAAGGAUAGGGGAUGUUUUUUUGUAUGUUUGUUUGACUGGAUGAAUACCCCCUCUGUUUUGCUUGCAAUUUUUGAUUUUUGUUUUUUGUUUUUAUUUUUAUUUUCUUGUUUGUUUUUUAAAGAAAAAAAGUCCUCUAAGUCCCCUCUGCACGCUGAUGGAUUUAACUUAUUGAGAAAGACUGAGACGUGCUCUUUUUCUACCUUUUCAUAAAUAAUGCAUCUUCUGCUUCGAUGAUGUCAUUAAAAACAAGACUAUUUGGUU